Molecule: messenger RNA, 1743 nt
Organism: Penicillium olsonii
Lineage: Eukaryota; Fungi; Ascomycota; Eurotiomycetes; Eurotiales; Aspergillaceae
Source: the annotation of a GenBank genome assembly
AUGUCCAGUUCCGACAAACUGAAGCAGCUCCAUUCUCUGAGCCCUGCGCUGCGACUGGCUCCCCACGGCAGUCGCUUCCCAGGGUUUCAACGAACCGACCGUGCUAAACCUGCGCACCGUUUCAGGCGCCGACGCGUUAUGGCUGCUCCACCCUCAACACUCUACUCUGACUUUGACAUGGAGGCGGACAAGGACGUUGAUGCCCGCAUGGAGCUGGCUAAUGAUUUUGCCGACAUGGGGGAUGACUUGAAUGUCCAGGAGGAAGAAGCUGGCGCCGCUGAAGACCCAGUGGAUGCUAUCCUGGAUGACGCUAUCGCAGAAGACACCCCCGAAGCCGGCGAAGCGAACGAUUUUGAACGCUCUGUUACGAUCACCGAUGAGUUGACCGUCCUUCACAAGGGCCUCCGCGACCACUACUCCAUUCGCUUCCCCGAGCUGGAGACUCUCGUCACGACCCCCAUCAAGUACGCGAAGACCGUUGCGAUCCUCCUGAAUGGCCCCCUCAACGAUAUUAAGACUCUGGCCGCCACUUCUGAGAACAUGGUUGGCGCGCCGCUGAGCACUAUCCUCGAUGGACCAUCCCUGAUGGUGGUUGCGGUCGAAGCGACUACUACUCGAGGCCGCGACAUGUCCGACGCCGAACUGGAUCGCGUCACCCGCAUCUGCCAAAAGAUCUUGAAGCUCGAUCAAAAGCGCAUUGAGAUCACCCAGCGCAUUGAGUCGGGCAUGACCGAAAUCGCUCCCAACUUGGCUGUUCUCGUUGGCACUCAAACUGCCGCGCAGUUCUUGAACGCGACUGGAGGCAUGAAGCAGCUCUCGUUGAUCCCCGCCUGCAACCUGGCUGCCAUAGGAUCCGGUCGCCAGGAGGGAACAGGCUUUGCGACCAACCACGGCGUUCGAUCUAAGGGCUACCUCUACGACUCGCCCAUCUUCAAAGACGUCCCUGAGGAUCAUAUGAAGCAAGGCAUCCGUAUUGUAGCUGGAAAGAUGAAGCUCACUGUAAGCGUUGAUGCUGCUCGAACCAUGCGCGAUGGCUCCUAUGGACUGAAGAUGCGAGACGAGUGUCUCACUAAGUUCGACAAAAUGAAUGAAGCCGCCCCGAACGCGAGAACCAAGGCUUUGCCCGCCCCCGACGAGAAGCCAUCCCAGAAGCGUGGUGGUAAACGCGCCCGCAAGGCCAAGGAAGCCACUGCCAUGACCGAGAUGCGUAAGGCGCAGAACCGUAUGGCAUUCGGACAGCAGGAAGCGGAAGUCGGAUACGGGACUGGCUCUGGAACCGUUGGACUUGGCAUGCUUGGUCAAGAGAACCAGGGCAACAUCCGCGCCACCCAGGUCGACAAGCGCACUGCCGCCAAGCUGAGCAAGAACAAUCAAGGCUGGGGCACCACUCCCACCGGCAACAGUAACGCCUCCUUGGACAAUCUGACCCCCGGCGCCAGCGGAAUCGCCAGUGUGUUCCAAGCCCGUGGUCUGCGUCAGUCCGGCGUUGGAAACAUGACCGAUGCGGCCGGCACUGCCAGCACUAUUGCCUUCACCCCCGCGCAGGGUUUGGAGCUCGUCGACCCCAAGGCCCAGGCCGAAUUGAAACGCAAGCGGGAGGACGAGGAGAACCGCUGGUUCAACUCGGGCACCUUCACCCAGGCUCCCAACGAAGGCAACGACCAGAACAGCGGCUUCAAGGUCCCUGCCCUGCCAAACAAGCGGGUCAACCUUGGAGAUGGCUCGAAGGGCCAGUCCAAUUAA